Molecule: messenger RNA, 7342 nt
Organism: Artibeus jamaicensis (Jamaican fruit-eating bat)
Lineage: Eukaryota; Metazoa; Chordata; Mammalia; Chiroptera; Phyllostomidae
Gene: QTMAN
Product: glycosyltransferase like domain containing 1
Exons: 12
Coding region: 1049-2404 (451 amino acids)
Molecular function (GO): glycosyltransferase activity
Source: RefSeq, a predicted model, not a curated record
ACCGGCUCUGCGCUUGGAGCGCGGCACGCUGUGCAGAUAACCUGAACGCUGGCCAUUUUCUGAUUUCGUUUUCUUUGGUUUUGCUUGGCGUCUAGAGGUCCGGCACACCGUCGCUCUGGAGCCAACAGCAGGGGCGGGUGGGGCGCGUCACCCUAGCGCGGGGGAAAGCCGGUUCCCGGGUUUGCCGGAGUAGGCGGAAGGGCCUUUUCGCUAACCGCGACACUGCUGGGGCCAAAGGUCCUUCCCCACGCGAUCCCCCAGGUCUUCCUUAAGGGCCUUUUUGCUCCUGGUCCCAUUAUCGUCCUUCCUUUUCUCAGCUCACCAGCUCCUUCCUCCCUCGUGUCAGCAGAGACUGAAGACCUCGCUCUGCUCUCCCAGAACCCCGACUUUGAGGAACCAGCGUGUACUUAACUUUGAUCAGGAUGCAGUCUGUUGGGCUGGGGAGGUUCUCUAAAUUUGUCAUGUCAAUCCAGCCAUGAACCCAAAAUGUAUCUUCAUUUAAAUUUUAGUCCAGAGGGCUUUAAAAAAAAUCAACAAAAUGCAACUUUUAGAGGCUUCUGAGAACUGUACUGCAUUAGAUUACCUUUGAGAUAAUUAAGUUAGCGCCUUGAGGAGGUUCAAAGAGGAGGCUUGACACUUUUUCCUCCACCUGUAUCACAGUUUGAAAUGGAAAACAUGAGUUGGUGACUUUCCACACGAGGUGACGCAGAUGAUAAAAAUCCGUUCAAGAAUUUGUAUGUGACAUCUGCCGCAGGUUCAAAACUCUCAGCUAUAAGACAAACUGGAUACUUCGUAAAGAUUUUCGUCUGUAAUGCACAGAAAGCCAAAAUCCAUUACUGAAAUUGUCUGGGUGAGCUGCCUGCUGGGUCCAGUGAUGCUCUAGUAGACAAAGAAGUUGAAAAAGAAGGCUCACUUAUUCUCUGGAUGACUGGCAGAAUGUGACACCAAUAUGGUGCGCUUUAAGAAGACGACCAUAGAAAAGAAGAACACAUUUUCUUCUUGCCACAAAAAUUGCAAUAGAAAAAAUCUGUGACCGUUUAAAGGGCCAAUGAGUACUCUUAUCAUCGAAGCAUUCUAUGGGGGGUCCCAUAAACAGCUCGUGGACCUUCUCCGAGAAGAGUUUGAAAACUGUGUUCUUUAUACUCUUCCUGCGAAGAAGUGGCAUUGGAGAGCACGGACAUCAGCUUUGUACUUCUCUCAGAAUAUUCCCAUCAGUGAGCAUUACAGGAUCCUCUUUGCAAGCUCGGUGCUUAACCUGACUGAACUGAUUGCCCUUCGGCCUGACCUUGGGAAAUUGAAAAAGAUUUUAUACUUCCACGAGAACCAAUUGGUAUAUCCUGUCAAGAAAUGUCAGGAGAGGGAUUUCCAAUAUGGAUACAACCAAAUUCUCUCAUGCCUGGUAGCUGAUGUAGUGGUCUUCAACUCGGUUUUUAAUAUGCAGUCAUUUCUCACUUCUAUUGGAAGAUUUAUGAAGCUGAUUCCUGAUCACAGACCCAAGGAUCUGGAAACCAUCAUCGGACCCAAGUGCCAAGUUAUUUACUUUCCCAUCAGGUUUCCUGAUGUGAGCAGAUUCAUGCCAAAGCAUAAAAUGGCCCAUUCACAAAAGAUGCUCAGCCUUCGAGGAGACGGCACUGCUGCUUUGUCCACGGCCCUUCCUCUCCCGCCGGAGCAGGGAAGUUCUGAGAAUAUAUUGGAUAAUGUGGAGUCACAGUCUGGGCCUUGUGAUGCUGCACAACCAGAAAACCUGGGUAGCUCAUUAACGCAGGAGUCAUACUUGAAAAUGCACGACUCAUUAGAUAAUUCAAGCUCUCGUCCUGGAGAACAGAAGAAAAAUUCAUAUGACAUUUCGAGGGAAGCUGAUGAUCAACAAAGACCAUUGCACAUCGUCUGGCCUCACAGGUGGGAGCAUGAUAAAGAUCCGGAGAGUUUUUUUAAGGUAUUAAUGCAUCUUAAGGACUUAGGACUGGAUUUCCACGUAUCUGUCCUUGGAGAAACCUUCACAGAUGUCCCAGAUAUAUUUUCAGAGUCCAAAAAGGCGCUGGGAUCGUCUGUCUUACACUGGGGCUACUUACCCAGCAGAGAUGACUAUUUCCACGUACUGUGCCUGGCUGAUGUUGUCAUCUCAACAGCUAAGCAUGAAUUCUUCGGAGUGGCGAUGUUGGAAGCUGUGUAUUGUGGUUGUUACCCACUUUGUCCCAGAGACUUGGUUUAUCCCGAAAUAUUUCCAGCUGAAUAUCUGUAUUCUACACCUGAACAGCUUUCAAAGAGGCUCCAGAAUUUCUGCAAGAGACCUGAUAUUAUAAGGAAACAUCUCUAUAAGGGUGACAUGAAUCCUUUUUCUUGGGCAGCCCUACAUGGUAAAUUCAGGUCUCUGCUUACAACAGAACCAAGGGAAGAUUUGUGACAGAUGGGGCUAAGUCACAAACUUGCAGCCUAAGGCAGAAUCUGUAGAACUUUCCAGAGUGUGCCCAUAUUUACCUGAUCAGAGAGAACAGAAAAUCUGCAGAGGAAGCUGAGCCUGGCUGCUUGUCAUAGCUGACACAGAGCCAUCUGCCACAAACCUGUGGCGGCUUCAGAUCUCCAAUCCCUGCCACCACCCCAACUCAAAUUAAAUACAGAUUCCUAGAGACGUUAUGAUGGUUACACAUGUCCUCGGCAUCACAUGGAGGAGACUGUUCAAAAAAAAUAUGUGGCCUGUUGUAUAACCGCACUCAUGUAUCCCAUAUGUGGUGCCACAUUGAAUUUCCGGUGGAAUCCGUUUUUAUCCUUUGUACUGGAUGACAUGGUGCCUGAAUUCUUUCUCUUUGCCGACAUGAUGGCAGCCAAACUGCAGCUUCAAACACUCACACUUGGCUGCGUUUCUACCUGGGCUGCCAGGUUAUCACCGGAGCCUUCUUGUGCCCUCAGAGGGCCACAGAGUCUGACAGGAGGGUCGGAGGAACGCCGUGGGACUAACUGGGCAGCCAUCUCAGAGCUGUUUGUGGCGAAGGGCUGCUUUAGCACUUUCCUUUUAGCAAAUUAAUGACUCUCUGGCACGGGCAUUUGUAAGUGAAGGUAUUAAUAAGGGGUCUGGCAGGUAUUCCCAUGAUUCACAGAGUUACAUUUGCAUUUAAUUUAUCUUCAAGAAAGUUGUAAGAUAAACAGCUGUAAUUUGAACAAACAUGGGAAAUACCAUGAGUGGGGCCACCUUAUCCAUAAAAUGAACACUGAGAUCCUUGUUUUAGUUUUUUUCAUGGGUAAAAAUAGAGAAAUAAAAAUACUUCUAACAAAAACCAGUAUUUUUGAUAUAAAUAUUUCUUGAAAAUAUUUGGAUUCAGCUACAAAUACAACAUUUUUUGAGACAAAUCACUUACAUUCUAAUAGUCAAGCUGCUGUAUUUGUGGAUGUAAAGAGGUUUUGAAUGGUUAGAUUGUAAAAUAAAUUUUUAAUAAAGUGCCCUCUGCCAUUUUUAAUUAAAAUACCUCAUUUACAUGUAAGUGUGUACAUCUAUCUGUAUGUUUCUCACUAAACACUUUCCUUGUGUCAAGAGACAACGAAUACAAUUGUUUCCUUUCCGGAUGAACAAGGAUCUGUUUUGCAAAUGUUUGUAAGAUAUUAUGACAUUUCCAAGAUUUUCUUUGCAUUCUGGAAAGCAGGAGGUAAACAUUUGUAGUCAUUAAGGUAAAGUCUGUUGAUAAACCAUCUUCUGUUUACUGGCAGGUAAAUUUGUAACUUUCCUAGCUUUUGAAAUGAGUUCCUUCUACACGGCGGCAGCAUGAGGACCAGCCAGGGAGAGGAGGGCAGACCGGGGCCCCGAGUCUUCUGGCGGGCGCCCUGCCUAGAGGAGGUCACGGUGUAGGUGCUCAGUGGGGCCCGCUGGCAGCCGACACCAUGGUAAGCACAAAUAAAUGAAGGUCAGGGAGCCGCAUGGAGGCCUGGCUACAGAGGCACUUUCAGAUCAAAGGAAGCAGGAGUUCAGGGUCCACGAGGCCAGGGAUUUAAAAGCCGAAAGAGUAAGAAGCAGAAGAAACAACGAGGUCCUUUUUGCACAGAGAGCCCUCUCCCUAACGAGUGCGAGAAGUGUAGGAUGGGAUAUCACAGCACGGGGGGGUUUGAGUGCUACUGUGUGCGGAAGUCACGGAACAAAUGACCUCCUCACCUGCAAACGGAACGGUUCAGGGGUUGUUUCCAAGUUCCUUUGAUCCAAGACUGUGGGACUCAUCAGCCGUCGGGUGUGCUCCUUUUGAGUGCAAAAUAAAGAUAGAAAUGUGCACCAGAGAUUCUUAGACACCUCAGGGCAGUGUUCGUCAUCAUCCAAGGAGAUGAGUUGCACCAGCAAGUUCGCUUCACUCACGCAAGUGCCAUGUCAUCAAUAACACCUCAAAAUAACAUUAUACUCUCACAGCCAAGAAACUGUGCUUAGUUUACUGUUUUUCUAUCCUGAAAAUAAUGGGCACACAUCUUACAAUGGCAAGACACUGUAUUCACAUCAACUAUCCCUAUAUGUUUUCUCACUAAUUAAUGGGAGGAGGCAGCUACCUUUCAAACAUUUAAACAUUUCCCUGAUUUUGGCAGAUAUAGUAUGGAAAGUUACCUGUGUGUGGAGUUUUUCUGCACUUGUAAACUUGAAUUGAAUUUUGUCAUUAGCUGCAACCCAAGUUCCUUCCUGAAUAAGAAUUUACAUUAAAGUCAUCUCUUCUUAAAACUCUGCAGUCAGAUUUGGCAGAUGAGUGAGUAAAUGUUUGUAAAUGUGUUCUUAACAUUGGAAAAGACAAAUCUUUGGGGGGGAUGUGCCCACACAUGCUCAGUGGGGCCAUGAUGUAGUGGAAUGAAGUGUUACUAAGUACGCUAAUCCAUAUUUUGCUAAAGUCAGAGAAUAAUUAAGAAUACAAAUUGACUCUUUAAUUUUUGUUUCCCUUACUCUCAGUAGAAGGCUGAGAUCUAAAAUUAAAUAGUUAAUUUUAGAUCUCAGCCCUCUAUUAAUAGUUUAUUGUUAAAAUGUUAACAUUUAACAAUUUCAUCUCAAAGACUAAAAUUAAUAGAAUUGAAUGCUUAAAACAAGACCAAUGUUUUCAACAAGUACAUUAAAAACAAGAACUUUUUGCCCUGGCUGGUGUGGCUCAGUGGAUUGAGCGCUGUCCUGCGAACCUAAGGGUCGCUGGUUCUAUUCCCAGUCAGGGCACACGCCUGGGUUUCAGGUCAGGUCCCCAGUAGGGGACACACAGGAGGCAAACACAUAUUGAUGUCCCUCCCUCCCUUCCUCUCUGUCUAAAAAUAAAAUAAAUAAAAUUUUUAAAAAAUAAAGCAUCAAUAGUUUUAAAAAACAAGAAUUUUUUAAUCUUUAUACUUGAUAAAUAUCUCCAUACUUGAUAAAUAUCUCCAUAUUUGUCAAGACACAAUGUCCAUGAUGCUUGCCCUGAAUUUACUUAAUCGAGGUAAUGCUCUAGCUAGGUGUUUCUAUAAUAAAGCGGCAGGGCACCUAGUUCUUAACCUGCUCAUUAUAUGCCAUGUUGAUCGGGAAGAGGCCCGGAGACCUUUCUUAAGACGCUGCUGUUUCGAUCAGCUCCCUUCAGACACAGUCAAGUGUAAGCGCCCUGCCCUCGCUCCAGCUCUUCGGUUGCUCCCGUGAAGAUGGCAGCAGGCUCAGCCAGCCAGUGGGGCUCUCAGCCGUGGAGUGCUGCAAAGAUUCAUUUCAACACCUUGAAAUGCAUCUGGAAGCAAAGAUUUCAUUUUAUGUUGAAGGUGUUAAUUAUAUUUGAUAUUUUUAAGAGAAAAAAUCUGUUUUUGAGAAAGCAUCUGCUACCCAGAAAUAUUAUGAGACACAAAAAAAUUUCAUUUAAGUUUCAUACUUUCUGUGGGUGAUAGAAUCAGUUUUCAAAUGAUAGUCUGUGCCGUCUUUUAAUGUUGACAUAUCCUCUGAGUCUCGUUCCUCUAUUGACUGCUGACAAGUAUAGCCCUAAGUGCCUUUCUGUUUCGGUGGCAAAUUGAGUGGGAUUUAAUAUCAGAUUUUAUAUUUAACAACAGAGAGAAUAUAUUAUAAACCACUGGCAUGAGCAUGUUUCAUUUUAAAAUUUGAAUUGACAUGCAGGACAACUAUUGUUUCCAUAAUCUGCCCGCCCUUAAAAUUAUUCAUUAACAUGUAACUGGAAAAGUUUUAAAACAUGCAAACAAUUCUAUGUGCUGCUCAAAGAUGUGCACGUAUGUGAUUAAAGUAUAACCAGAAAACAUGCACCAACACCAACAAUGCAAUGAUAGUUAAGUCAGAGGAGCAAUGGGGGAAAGAACCGACAUGUAACUGGUAGAGGUAUAUUCAUGGUACAGGUAACGGUCUAUUUCUUAGGCUGGGCCAUAGUACACGUGGGCUUUUUCCUACUCUCUCUGUCUUUUUACAUGUCUGAAGUGUUACUCUGGAUAUGCCUUUUCAUCAGAACUAUCAGUACUUUGGGAAGCCUGUGGUUAAUUUUACUACCAUGCUGUCCUUCACAUUUCUUGACUCUAAACUAUUGGUCAAAUCAGAGAGCCAUUUUUCCUUGGACUGUUAAAGAAAGUGCCCUAACUGCCACUUUUGCAUGACAAGACUCCUCUGCUUCCCAGGAGGCAAGCACCUAACCUUGACCCUGAAAGAAAUCAAAGAAAUCGUACUCUGAAGUUGAACCUGACUGUGCGUGGGUUCCUUUUCCCCCAGAGCUUCUGAUCACCAUUUGUAACUAAUGCCUGAUUGUUUCUAAUGCAAGAUGGGAAAUAUCUUGUAUUAGAUAUUUCAAGAUAUCUAAUGGGAAAUAGCCACCUCCAGGAAAAUGUUAAAUGAACUGGUCUUCCUACCUUGACAAAUUCAGAGCUGUGUGGUAGAGCGCAGAACUGCCUGAUGACCUACCCACUCUGCCCACUUCCUGUAUUGUUACCUGUCCUUUUCCUGUCCACUUCCUGUGUGGUAGAGCACAGAACUGCCUGCUGUCCUACCCACUCUGCCCACUUCCUGUAUUUGUUACCUGUCCCUUUUCCUCUUGAAGACACAGGAGCCAAGGGUGGGCUCUGUAUGUUGCAGUCCAUCUCAUGAAAGUGACUCCUCCCUCGGAUCUUCAGGAUGCCCUAGCUGCACAUGCGGUCCACGGGAUUCCAAGAACCAAGAUCCCCACUCACCCUGUGGCCCAUUUCCCUACAUCGGAAUUGGGGAUCGGUGUCCUCAGGGGUCCUCCCAUUGUCUGUCAUUGCCUGAUUGAUGCUGUAUUCCCUCCCAUGGCUCUGUGGUAACGAUGGUCAACCCCAGGACAGGUUCAUAACUGUUCUUAUAAACCGAUGUAAAGAACUGAUAUUUCCAUGUGUCUGGGUGGAGGGGAAUGAAGGGGGGAAUAGAACAACUGUA